Messenger RNA from Iphiclides podalirius (scarce swallowtail), 357 nucleotides. Lineage: Eukaryota; Metazoa; Arthropoda; Insecta; Lepidoptera; Papilionidae. The record is from the annotation of a GenBank genome assembly.
AUGCCGCCCAAAAAGGACGCAAAGACUUCGGCCAAGCAGCCACAGAAGACACAGAAGAAGAAGGAAGGGUCUGGUGGCGGCAAAGCCAAGAAGAAGAAGUGGUCCAAAGGAAAAGUCCGUGAUAAGUUAAACAAUCAGGUAUUGUUUGACAAGCCCACAUAUGAGAAACUGUACAAAGAGGUGCCGCAAUACAAAUUGAUCACACCUGCAGUAGUUUCUGAGAGAUUGAAGGUUAGAGGCUCCCUCGCCAGGAGGGCCUUGAUCGAGCUCAGAGAAAAAGGUUUAAUAAAGCAGGUUGUCCAACAUCACGGACAAGUUAUCUACACAAGGGCGACAAAGGGUGAUGACCCUGUGGCU